AUGCACUCCCCAUCGCCGCUGUACCAGCGUGACGCUGAGUGGAGGAUGAACGACCACAUUAUCGUCAACUGGCUCUACACCACCGUCACAAAGGAUGUCUUCGACCUUAUCCACAAGCCGUGUUCCUUGGCAUUCACCGUUUGGAACACCAUCGAGGGCCUCUUCUGUGAUAACGAGCUCCAAUGCGCCAUCUACUUCGAGACUAAGUUCCACAGUCUGCAACAAGGAGACAUGAGCAUCUCCCAGUCCUACACCCGGCUCAAAACGCUCACCAACAACCUCUGCGACGUCGGCCAACCCAUCUCUGAGUCUAGGCAGGUACUCAACAUGCUCCGCAGUCUCAACCACAAGUACCGCCACACGACAUCAACUCCAAAUUCCCACCCCACACCUUCAUGA
Phragmites australis (common reed) is the source of this 399-nucleotide messenger RNA. RefSeq lists its product as uncharacterized. The transcript has a single exon. Lineage: Eukaryota; Viridiplantae; Streptophyta; Magnoliopsida; Poales; Poaceae. The record is from RefSeq and is a predicted model, not a curated record. Bases 1 to 399 code for a protein of 132 amino acids.